AUGUCAAUGAAACUCUCAUAGUAUAAGAUGGCGUCGUUAGAAUAUAUAUUUUUUUAAGAACUUUCUCCUUUGAUAAUUUUGUUAUUAUGGAUUCAGUUUUCCUGGAGGACCUUAUCUUAUGAUAUCAGCAUUUAGCUGGGCGUAUAGUUUUAUGCUUGAUGCUUUCGAGGACGAAGACCCUUAGACGAAACACUCACAGGAGUCAUCAUCAUCAUUAUUACUUAUAACAAUGCUUUCGCAUUGUUGCAGCUCUUAUGAGCUUUUUAACAAAACUAUCUUUCUUUCUCACUUUCUUCUUUAACUUUUUUUGCUUCUUUUCAUCCUUUGCACCUUUUACAUCUUUUACUUCUUCUACUCUUUUUCAGAAUUUCCAUCUUGCAAGAUGGAAAUCCAUUUUGGCUCGGCGACAGCAAAAAAAAUCCCAGAAUUCGGCCGUGCAAAAAAAAAUAAAACGGCCGGAAGGCCAAGGGGUCGCAGAUGGCAAUUCUCCGGGGUGGGGUGCAGGCUUGGGCUGACUGGGCUUCCCCUCGACCCACAGACAAGAUACCGACGGCGCAACAUCAAUCAAGCACUUCUGGAGGAGCAUUAUGGUGCCUGCGAAUGGCACAGGUGGUUCCAGAAGAAGACAAUGGACGAUCCUCUCAUACCUUGAGCACCACCAGGGGUUUAAGAGAGUCCUUGCCGAAAUUUUUGAUCCAGCAGGGUCGGGGUGAGUCUCCCCGACAGACUGAGGACGUCACCAUUUUUGAUGGCUCCGAAGAAAAAGGGCGUUAGGUGGCUUUAGUGCUUAGUGCCACAUGAAGCACGAAGCUGAAGUCCGACUGGCUAGGGGCUGAAAUAAUCCCCGCUUAACCUCUCUAACUAAUCUCUCUCUCUCUACUCUUUUUUCCAUCAUUUGCAUCUCUUCCUCCUUUUGCUCAUUUUUCGUCCUUUGUAUCUGCAGUAUUUGCAUCUUUUAUGUUUUUUGCAUCUUUUGAGUCUUUCGAGUCUUUUGAGUCUUUCGAGUCUUUUGAAUCUUUUGAAUCUUUUGAGUCUUUUGAGUCUUUUGAGUCUCUUGAGUCUUUUGAGUCUUUUUUGAGUCUUUUGAGUCUUUUGAGUCUUUUGAGUCCUUUGAGUAUUUUGAAUCUAUUGAAUCUUUUGAGUCUUUUGAGCCUUUUGAGUCUUUUAAGUCUUUUGAGUCUUUUGAGUCUUUUGAGUCUUUUGAGUCUUUUAUGCCUUUUGUGUCUCUUGCAUCUUUCGCAUUUUCCAUUCUCACCUUCUCCUUCUCCCUGAUCUUUGUCUUCUUUUCUUUUCCUAUAGCAUCUUCUGGGCCAGUUUCGACUUCUUGUUCCACUUCCUUUUGCUUAUCUUUCAAUUUGUAGGGAAUCGUUUUGACUGAUUGUGUGGCCAAUAUUAACUCUCCCUCAUCCAGCACAUCUCCACUCUGCUUUUCGGCUCAUUCCUUGAUCUUCUCUAUCAACUCUUCAUCUUCUCCGUCAUCUUCAUCAAAUUCUUCAUUGUCUUCCUCCUCAUCUAAUUGCUCAUCUAGCUCAUCCUCCAGUAGCAGCAAUUCAUUGAUUAAAUUGUCGGUAUAACCAUAUGAACCAAGUUCUUCCAAGUAAUAACUCCAUCUGCACAAUCCUUGAUAUUCCUUCAAGGCAGAAUUGAUGGUAGCUCACUUUUCAAAAAAUUUUUGAUUCCAUUAAAAUAAAAAAGUCCACUCACAGGAGUCAGUCUCGAGCAAGGCAACAUGACCCAUGAGCUUUUCUAAACAGCUUAUGGAUCGUAAAGUUUUGGAUUGCCUCACCUCAUGAAAAUCGUGAUGAUGCCCGUACGUCACUAGUCAGGAUUUAAAGGGUGGACUCUACCUAUCACCCAGCUGAAGAAAUCGAUACUUUAAGCUUAGGCAAGCCAAUAAAACUUUCCCCCAAUGAAUCACGCAGGAAAACUGUUUCCUUGAACCAACUUUUUUUCCAGCAAAAUUUCAAUAUAGAAGGCGACUUUAUUAAGCCUUCCCUGAUUCAGCCAUUUAAACAAAAAGUGAAAAAGAAUCCCAGGUACUUUAAUAAUCAAACCCAAAAAAGUACAAUAAUUGAGAAAGACAAGGUCUCCGAUGAUAACACCAGAAUAAGAAUGACCCCAAACAGUAUUUUUGAUGAGACUCCGCAUCCCGUAUGCAAGCCUGACACUAUGGACAAAUCUUCAAGCCAGCUUCUUAAGCCAGAAUUCCAUUUUACACCUGCUAUUGCUUUGCCGACAAAUCAACGCCUAAAAAUUGUUCAGCCGAGGAAACUCGAGCCUAUAAGCCGACAAGAUCCAGUUCGACGUCACUCUUUUGUCGAACAAGAAAUACUGAGACUAAGAGAUUUAUUCGAGAGCGAAAGCCCUGAAAAGCUAUAUAAAGAUUUCGAAGAAAUGGUCUCUAAAAAUAGGCUGCAAGAAGCUAAAAUAAAAGAGCUUGAAGACCUACUGGUCAUUGAGCAAAACGAAAAGCAAAACUUUGAGCAGCAAUAGACUAAGAUUAAGUUUAGGAGUUAGUGGGGUUUAUUUUUUAGUCUAGCCAUAUGGACAUUAGGUGCGCUAAGCACCAACCUAAUAGCGCUCUUUUUCUAUCUGACACGCAAAAAAAUGGUUGUGUUAGAUUGCUGUCGCGGAGUCUCAUCCGUUCAGGUCUUUAUUCAUUGUAAUGAUUAAGGACUGCCAACCAAAUCAUUAGGACAUUGCCAAAAGUUUCCUUCUUAGCCUACCUUAACCCAAUUGCAAGCCAAAGAUUGCUUCUCAAGAAGUGCGGAAGGAGUUUGCCAGUCAGUCAUCUGUGGUUAAUAAAAAAAUUCAGUUGCAAAAGCCUAGCCUAUAGGAUUCACUUCUUCAAGCCUGGAUCAACUCGUAGGAUACCGAGAACCUGUUUCAGCUUGCCAUUUUAAUAAUUCUGUAUCAAAUAGAAGACUUAAAUAAUAUCAUUUCAAAAUUAAACGGGCUGCUGGCCCAAGAAAGAGACAAAACAAAAAAAUUAGAACAGGAAGUUACCAAAGCUAUCGAAAAAAUCAAAUCUCUUGAAAAUCCAAAUAAUAGCAACAAUACAUUGAGCGUAAAAAAUGAAGGGUUACUAAAGAGGAAGACCACAAAAAUUGAUGGAUUUGAUUUAAUCCCAGAAGAAACCCCCAUGAAAGUUAUGAAACGAGACUUAAAAAAAUACGGAAUAAUUACAGCUUUUAUAAGAAAAUUAAUGGUCUUUCUCACAAGCCACAAAAUAGUAGCGUCAGAUUUCAUUACAAGUUUGGACCCAGACUCUAAAGAUCUUCUUACAUAUGAAGAGUUUCAAACUGCAAUUCAGAGGGUUGGGUUCAGGUCUGCUUUAAAUUAGAUUAGAUUAUAUUGGUAGAAAUAGUCUAUUUGGAGAAGAUAGGGGUGGUAGAGGCAUGAAGGUGGUUUCCAGCUUAGCAUAAGCAUGAACGAACCUCCUGCUCCGCAUUAGAGAAUUUUCCUACUUGCCCAUUUAAAUUGGAACAAAGAAUCCUUUUCCAAUUUAAAGGGGGUUAAUUUUGUUUUUUUUAAAUUUUAAAAAUUAUUGAAUUUUAGUUUAUUUUGAUUUAAAAAAUCAAUCGAUUUAGCAUGAAAUCUGCUUAAAUAAUAUUCUACUUCACUUUUUCCAUUAAAAUCGGCUAAACUAAUUUUAUAAGAAUUAGUCUUUUCACCUUUACAUUUUCCUAUCGAUAAAUUUUUUUUACAUUUUGUAGGGAGCUAAAGCAGUACGAAAAAAACCUGACCCCCCUCCGUGAGCGAACAAAAAAUUUUGUUUGCUCACGGAGAGGGUUAAUACAAAUUUUAUAUUAAUAUUUAUAUUCAAAAUUAAAAAAAUUGUCAAUUCGCAAAAACUGGAAAGCAAAUAUUAAUUUAAUUUGUAAAACUUUGUUUUAAAUGCAAGCUGUUUUGAAAUUAAACAGAGCUCAAAAGAAAAGUCAGCUGCUUUUGCCAUUCUGGGCAGGCAACUAAGCAGCCUAAGUAGUUAAGUCUCCUGCUUCGAUUCUGGGACUGAGUGCUGGCAAAAAGAUGCUAAAAACUGUCACUGAAGCCAGACCCUUAGUCAGUGGAUAUUAUUCUGGGUAUUCGCUCCUAGGCUAACCAACCAUUUAGCAGGCCUUGCACCGGAAUCCAGAUCCAGAUAUAUCCACAAUCAAGAGUGUAGGUUUUAGUCACUACAACUCAUGUAUAUACCCCUGCUUUAAAUGAGCUCCAAACAGUUUUUGAUUUAUUGAAAAUAGGUGACCAAGUCUCAAUCUCAUCAUUGCAUUCUCAAUUGCAAUCUGCAAUUGAUAAAGAAUCUGACCACAGCUCAGAUAUUUCAUCGCCUCCAUCAAUAAUAACGCCAAAUCGAGGCUCAUUUACAAAAAUGUCUAUAGUUAUCCCAGAUACCAAGGUAAAAACAUUUUUGGAAGAUUUUGAAGAAAAUUUUGACUUGGCAAAAGAAGAGGUUAUAGAGAUUUGUGAAAAGGUCUUUCCUGAUGAGGUGAGAUUUGAGCAUAUGAUAAAGUUGUUUUUGACGGAAGAAAUUCAUAUUGAGGACAGCGACUUGAGGAAAAAACUUGCCUCGCAUUUUAUUGGAGGCAAGGAAAUUGUAAAUAAGAAAGAUGCAAUUGAAGGAAUUAUUGAAAAAUUGUUUGGGGAAAAAGACGAAACUCCAGGAUUUCACGGUGAGAUUACUGAGCCGAUUUUGGCACAAAUUGAGUUUAAGAAAGAUGAAUUUUUGCAUAUCUGUAGAGAUCAAGACAGCCAAAAAACCGGAAUAUUAUCGUUCAAUGAGCUAGUAGAUAUUUUAGCAAAAUUGAAUAUAAAGAUCAGUGACAGCAGCUUAGAACAAUUCAUAUCUGAAUGCUCAGCAAAAUUUGCUUCAAUUGAUAAAAUUGAAUAUGAAAAUUUGCUGAGAGUGAAGUCGAACUCUUAUAACAGAGGGUUUUCAUUUGCAUCAUAG
This is a messenger RNA of Blepharisma stoltei, 4948 nucleotides long. Lineage: Eukaryota; Ciliophora; Heterotrichea; Heterotrichida; Blepharismidae. The record is from the annotation of a GenBank genome assembly.